UCGGCUUUCCUACUGACAUCAAUAAUCCGCCGAUACAAAUUUUCAACAACAUAUUGAUCGUACAAAGCGAAGAAAAUAUAGGGCGGGAAAACGUCUUAGAAUACGUCGGAAGUUAGCUGAACUAACAAAAGCCAUACGCAGAAAUGAUGUGUUUAAUGGCAUAAUGGAAUUUGCUGACACUUAUUUUAAUCCCCACGGAAAAUCAAUUGGAGAUACUCUUAUCGCAACGUUAACGCGUAAGGAUAGGGAGCUUAAUGAUCAUGCACCUUAGUGUGAAAUGGUUACAUUCUUGAGAGGAGACGAAAUUCCACCAUUGCAUAUACGCAUGUAUGAACCUGAAAACGUGGUUCUAUCUUAUGAUAUAUAUGGGAAGCCGCCUCAUCGUGGUAUCUGUAACAAAUGUUGCCAGAUGCAACUGAAUGCUCUAGGCUUCAUUGCGGCCACAACGUUCUAUUUGCGUUCUAAUGUUCUCAAAACUUUUGCUGUAAAAUAUAGCGUACUCUUCAUUUGUUUCCGAGCAUUCCGAGCAACCUUGCGAGUUGUCGUGCCCGAACCUGCACAGGUGCUUGCUGGAGCAGUCACGACCAGUCAGGACUUAGUGCUGGCUGGAAAUGGUCCAGCAAUAUCCAUUGCGAUCGUUUCGAAAGGUGCACCCACGUUGUACUGCUGCAAGCGCCCCUGAUCGCAGUUGAGAAUCCAUGCAGCUACGGAAUCAACAUCGAAAGCAUAUAAAAUCUUAUUAAACAGUCUUAAACACUUUGAAAAAAUAGCGAAGUUCAGAAAGCAUG
This is a messenger RNA of Glossina fuscipes, 788 nucleotides long. RefSeq lists its product as uncharacterized. The transcript is spliced from 3 exons. Lineage: Eukaryota; Metazoa; Arthropoda; Insecta; Diptera; Glossinidae. The record is from RefSeq and is a predicted model, not a curated record. Bases 278 to 682 code for a protein of 134 amino acids.